GCUUGUUUGGGUACAAAAGUAAAAUACACAAGAGUAGGGUUUAGCAUUUUAGCAAGCCCAUCUCUCUCUGUCUCUCUUCUUCUAUUCAACUUCAAGAGCUAAAACUAAAACCCCUAACCUAAAACCCAAAUCCUCUCUCUCUCUCUCUCUCUCUUUCUCCUUCACAAACCAACAAUGGUGGAGGUAAAGCUAUCAGAGAGCCGAGACCUAACCCGGAUAGAGCGCAUAGGCGCACACUCCCACAUCAGGGGCUUAGGUCUAGACUCUUCCCUCGAACCCCGCGAAGUCUCCGAAGGCAUGGUGGGCCAGACCUCUGCCCGAAAAGCCGCCGGCGUCAUCCUCCAGAUGAUCAGAGAUGGCAAAAUCGCCGGCCGCGCCGUCCUCUUAGCGGGUCAGCCCGGCACAGGCAAGACCGCCAUAGCUAUGGGCAUGGCCAAGUCCUUAGGCCUCGAAACCCCAUUCGCUAUGCUCGCCGGCAGCGAGCUCUUCUCUCUGGAAAUGUCCAAAACCGAAGCCCUAAUGCAAGCCUUUCGCAAGGCCAUUGGCGUGCGCAUCAAGGAAGAGGCCGAGGUGAUCGAAGGCGAGGUUGUUGAGAUCCAAAUUGACCGCCCUGCAGUUGCUGGGGCCGCCUCUAAGACCGGGAAGCUCACGCUUAAGACUACGGAAAUGGAGACUAUUUAUGACUUGGGUGCUAAGAUGAUUGAGGCGCUUGCCAAGGAGAAGGUGCAGAGUGGCGAUGUCAUCGCCAUUGAUAAGGCUUCGGGGAAGAUAACAAAGCUUGGGAGGUCCUUUUCGCGGUCCAGGGAGUACGACGCCAUGGGACCUCAGACAAAGUUCGUGCAGUGUCCUGAUGGGGAGCUUCAGAAGAGGAAGGAGCUCGUGCAUUCUGUUACUCUUCACGAAAUCGAUGUCAUCAACAGCAGGACACAAGGAUUUCUAGCUCUCUUCACUGGUGAUACUGGUGAAAUCCGUGCAGAAGUGAGGGAACAAAUUGACACAAAGGUGGCAGAGUGGAGGGAGGAAGGAAAGGCAGAGAUAGUGCCUGGUGUCCUCUUCAUUGAUGAGGUGCACAUGCUUGAUAUUGAAUGCUUUUCUUUCCUGAAUCGUGCUUUGGAGAAUGAGAUGGCUCCAAUAUUGGUUGUCGCUACCAACAGAGGGAUCACUACAAUCCGAGGCACAAAUUAUAAAUCUCCACAUGGGAUUCCAAUUGAUCUCCUUGAUCGCCUUCUCAUUAUCACAACUAAACCUUACACAGAGGAUGAAAUCCGCAAGAUUUUGGACAUCAGAUGCCAAGAGGAAGAUGUGGAGAUGUCUGAAGAAGCGAAGCGAUUGUUGACUAAAAUUGGUGUAGAAACAUCGUUGAGAUAUGCCAUCCAUCUCAUCACAGCUGCUGCAUUGUCUUGCCAGAAGCGAAAGGGAAGGAUUGUGGAGAUGGAGGACAUUAACCGAGUUUAUCAUCUGUUUUUGGAUGUGAAGAGAUCAACACAAUAUUUGAUGGAGUUUCAAAACCAGUACAUUAAUGAAACUGCAGAUGGUGACGAAGAAGAUGCCAAUGCCAUGGAGUCUUGAGAGUUGGUUUGGAAGUAUGUGAUUAUACAUGUGCCUUUAUUUAUUAUUUGCCAAAGCCUGCUAUUGACUAAGGGUAACUCUGCUUGAUGUGUUUUUCAUGCACCUAGUUGGGAUUAACAGUAGUCUGUUAGUUUUCACUUUUCACUGUGCAAGUGCAUACUGUAUGUUUGUAGGACUGACCAUUGCAAUUGUUUGUUAGAUAGUUCUUGUGUCUGGAAAAAUAUUAUGCAUUUUUCAAGCUAUCAGGCACUUUUGGUUUACA
Molecule: messenger RNA, 1831 nt
Organism: Quercus robur (English oak)
Lineage: Eukaryota; Viridiplantae; Streptophyta; Magnoliopsida; Fagales; Fagaceae
Exons: 2
Coding region: 175-1569 (464 amino acids)
Biological process (GO): box C/D snoRNP assembly; regulation of transcription by RNA polymerase II; chromatin remodeling
Cellular component (GO): R2TP complex; Ino80 complex; NuA4 histone acetyltransferase complex
Molecular function (GO): ATP binding; ATP hydrolysis activity; DNA helicase activity
Source: RefSeq, a predicted model, not a curated record